Molecule: messenger RNA, 1913 nt
Organism: Leptopilina heterotoma
Lineage: Eukaryota; Metazoa; Arthropoda; Insecta; Hymenoptera; Figitidae
Product: arp2/3 complex-activating protein rickA-like
Cellular component (GO): cytoplasm; nucleus
Source: RefSeq, a predicted model, not a curated record
UAGUAUUCGUAAUAUAAUUCCACGUGCGAGCGAUAAACAAGAAAAAUACUUUCUAUUUUUGAAAAUCAAAAUUCUUUUCAAGAUUUUAAAAAUACGGAAACUAGAUAGAAAUUGGAAAUUCAGUUUUUUAGAGGUCAUUGGCAGUUCCCACCUAUCCGGUUCGAAUAGAAAAUCUAUUGACAAUUUUUAUUAAUUCUUGAGCUUGUUCUUGAGAAAGAAACUUUCUUAGGAAAAAGGUGAUUUUGAGAAAAAGAAAGAACUUCGAGAUUUGCCAAAAUGAAGUACAGAUCAAAUGAUUCGUGCCCUGUGCAAAAUUCACAAUUAUGCCAAAAUUUAGGAAAAAAUCUUACCUCAGAAAGGUAAGGGAAAUGCGCGAAUAUCGUCGUGAGAGACUAAUGUCCGAGACAGCCGAGGAACGUGCUUUCAGAUUAUACACAGCCGCCGAGAGAAUGAAGAAUUCAAGGGCAAAAGAAACCGAGGAACAGGCCGCGAUCCGCCGCAUGCAGGAGGCACAACGCAUGGCUCGACAUCGUGCAAAAAAAAAGCGUUGCCUCGAUGAAAAUUUAGCACGUGAAAUAUCGAAAAUUGCCGAACUCUCAAAAAUACCCGACACAACAACAAUCACCGAAAUGUCAGAGCUGAAUAUGAAUAAAAUCUCAGCCGAACUCAAGCAAAUGAUGGAACGUGGCAAAGUUCCCGAGCAUAUUGUCCAAAUGGCACAAUUAGCCGAAUUCAGUAAAAUGACCGAACUCAAUAAAAUGUCCCAAGACAUGGCGAAACGCUACGAAAUGGAAAAAAUGGCCGAAUACGCAAAAACCACCGAAUACAUGAAAAUGCAAAUGCAAAUGAAUGAAAUCGCAAAAAUGAACGAAAUGGUCAAAUAUUCCGAAAUGACAAAAUACAACAAUGACAUUUCAAAAAUGAACGAACUCGCAAAAAUGAAUGAAAUGAUGAAAAUCAAUCAAAUGGCAAAAAUCAAUGAGGUUCAACGUAUGAACGAAAUAGCGAAACUAAACGAAAUGGUGAAAAUGACCGAAAUGGCAAAGUACAAUAACGACAUAACAAAACUCAAUGAAAUUGCUCAAAUAAACGAGAUGGCCAAGGAAAUUGCCAAGAUGAAUGAAAAAACAAAAAUGAAUGAAAUGAUUAAAAUGGCAAACAUGCAGAACAUACAGAACGACAUAACAAAAAUGCCGGAAUAUUCGAAAAUGGCCGAAAUGGCAAAACUCACUGAAUUGGCAAAAUUAAAUGAAAUAACAAUAACAAAAUUAAAUGAUCCACCACCGCCACCACCACCGCAGCCUCCACCACCAAUUAAACAAGAAAUUCAAAGAAUUCCCGAACCUGUGAUCACAGUGCCAAAUCCAAGGAAUUUGCAGAAUGUGCAAAAUGUUCAGGUCCAACCGCAACCAAGCCCGUCAAAUACAAUUAAUUUUCCGUCAGUGCCUGGUCAGGGAAAAUAUGCCCAAUUAUUAGUCAUCAUCGAGGAACUUGGUAGGGACAUUCGCCUUUCUUAUGCAGGAAGUCGCAGUGCUGCCGAAAGACUUAAAAUGGGCAUUCAACACGCGAGAAUUCUCGUUCGCGAGUGUCUACUUGAAACCGAGCAUAACGCUCGACAAUGAUCUUCUCAAAAUUUUAUAUUUAGAAAUCUUUUUUUACAACAACAAAAAAAUAUAUGUUUACUAGUUGUCACUGUCGGCAGGAGACUAUUUGGAACUUUAGAAACAAGUCAUAAAAAAGUAAAACAAAAGUUCUUUAAAAAAAUCCCUGAAGUUUUGGCGUCGACGCGUCAGAAACCGAAAAAAUCAAACAAUUAUUUUUUCAAACGUUCAAAAUACGAAAAUCUAGGAAAAAUUUUGUCAACUCCUCUUGUGAAGGAAAAAAGUAAAAUUAGUUACUAAAAACCCCAAAAA